Messenger RNA from Alnus glutinosa, 350 nucleotides. Its product is annotated as ent-kaurene synthase, chloroplastic-like. The coding region runs from base 60 to 311 and encodes 83 amino acids. Gene Ontology annotation, molecular function: terpene synthase activity; magnesium ion binding. Lineage: Eukaryota; Viridiplantae; Streptophyta; Magnoliopsida; Fagales; Betulaceae. Gene Ontology annotation, cellular component: chloroplast. The transcript has 3 exons. The record is from RefSeq and is a predicted model, not a curated record. Gene Ontology annotation, biological process: gibberellin biosynthetic process.
GUUGGAAAGCUAAUUCAAAAUAAUACAAAUCAUUAUGAAAUAUAAUUUUCGUAAUUUGGAUGGCUACUAUACCAAAAGUGUCCCGUAAUCAUGAUCCCUUCUUAGUUAAAGACGCCCUCUUAUCUACCUCAGCAUGUAUCAUUGCACUAAAGCAAUGGGGUGUUGGUGAAGAACAAAUGAAUAACGGCCUCUUCUUUAUUGAGUCAAAUAUAGCAGCAGCUACCGACGAGAAGCAACUUUCUCCUAUUGGAUUUGAUAUAAUAUUUCCUGAGUCUAUGGAAGCAACUCGGAAGGAAGGAGGACCUACUUAGCAUAUGUUUCAGAGGGACUGGGGAAGUCACAGGACUGGG